AUGUUUGCAGCAAAGGCGAUGAUAGCCAACAUUCUUCGCCGCCGCGCCGCCUUGGUAUGCCUCAAGUCCACGGCGGAGGUCGAACCCCAUCGACCCAAACGGCUCUUUUCCGCAAAAUCGUCUGCCUUUCAACUAACGCCAGCCUUCAAGACGCCGACUCGCCGUUUGUGCGGGAUGCCGGACUCUCUCGCGAGACACACGCUCGGGCAAGCCCGGAAGAGACGAUUCGGCGCGAUAGUCGGAACUGAUCCGCGGCCGCUGAAGCGAACACGAUGGACAGAGGCGGACACGCAACAGCGUGGAGCUAAGGACGAGAACGCAAAGCACGCGGCGCACAAGGCGACUCUACAGCACCCGGAGCCCCAGGCUCCUGGAAAAUCCACCUCGUUCCUCCGAGACUUUGUCGGAUAUCUCCAUCGCGAACCCCACCCGUUCGUUUCCGAGUGGCUGGAGUCGGUCCCGAAAGCGCGCUGCCGGUCGGAUAGCUAUCUUUUCCGUUUAGCCGACCUUACGAGAGAGCUCAGAAGACCGGUGUCCGACAUGGGUAACAGGCGGGAUGCCGAUGGGAAUGCGAUCCCGCCGACGCCGGCGUCUACUGAGGCCUAG
Gaeumannomyces tritici R3-111a-1 is the source of this 606-nucleotide messenger RNA. RefSeq lists its product as hypothetical. The transcript has 3 exons. NCBI's taxonomy places the organism in Eukaryota, Fungi, Ascomycota, Sordariomycetes, Magnaporthales, Magnaporthaceae. The record is from RefSeq and is a predicted model, not a curated record. The coding region runs from base 1 to 606 and encodes 201 amino acids.